This is a messenger RNA of Petromyzon marinus (sea lamprey), 1187 nucleotides long. It is a transcript of the gene DRC8, whose product is annotated as dynein regulatory complex subunit 8. The record is from RefSeq and is a predicted model, not a curated record. NCBI's taxonomy places the organism in Eukaryota, Metazoa, Chordata, Hyperoartia, Petromyzontiformes, Petromyzontidae. Gene Ontology annotation, molecular function: calcium ion binding.
AGUAACAGGGGAGAGUAACAGAAGAGAGAGUAACAGGGGAGAGUGACAGAAGAGAGAGCGACAGUUGGGAGGAGGAGGAAGAGGAGAGAGCGAAAGAGGAGCAGAGAAUGGGAACGCAGACGGAGUAGAGGAAUCGAGGAGAAGGAGCCGAGAGGAGCAAGGACAUCGUCAGUGUUGGGGACUGAAGGCUGUGGGGGGUUGAGGAAGAGUUGAGGGGACAGCAGAAUCCCAGGAGACAGAGGAGCGGAGGGUAAACGCGGCGGAUAAUUGUCGUCAUCUUUAUUAUCGUCAACUUCGUCAUCAUCAUCUUCAUCAUCGUGAGCGUCACCGAGAUGUCUGAACAGAAGGAGAACGCAGAGACCAUGGUGGCGGACAUCCACAAGAGAGUUACUGAAGCUUUCGACGUGUUUGACCACGAGGGUAACAAGACGGUCGAUGUGAGGGAAAUUGGCACCAUCAUCAGAUCUUUGGGAUGCUGUCCUACAGAAGGUGAGAUCCAUGAUGUUCUGGCAGAGAUCGAGGAGGAGGAACCUACAGGCUACAUUAGGUUGGAGAAAUUCCUUCCCAUGAUCACCAAGGUGUUGAUGGAGAGAAGGUACCGAUCAAUACCGGAGGAUGCUAUUCUGCGUGCUUUCCAGGUGCUGGACAGUGAGGCAAAAGGGUACCUGGAUCCUGAGGAGCUCACCCGGUACAUGACGGAGGAAGGAGAGCCGUUCACUCAGGAGGAGAUGGAGGAGAUGCUUUCCGCUGCAGUGGACCCAGACAAGAACCUUGUGUUUUACAAGGACCACGUCUCCAUGAUGGCAGUGGAAGAAAAUUAAAUGUCCGCAUUUAUUGCUGCUCCUGAUGAGAUUUCACCUUUGCCGGUUUGUUCUUACGUACGAAUGUACGUUGAGCUUCUUUCGUGCCAUAUGUAACCAACUGUGCUGAUCACACCAAAAGCAGUUAUAAAGAAAGACUUUUAAAUCUCGAUUUUUAAAAAAAGUAUGUAUUCAACAAAGUGUGUGUAAAGUGGUGGAAAAUUUGAUGAGUUUCACUGCUUCGCUAUCUGAAAACUGAAUUCUAAAACAACGAUAAGGUACGAAAGCCCACGAGGUUUAUUGUAGUUUAUUCUUAAGCACGGCAAUGAAAAGUUGAAUAAAAAGAGCCCCACGUUAUCUGUAAUUAAUUAAAACGUUCGUACAAUG